Messenger RNA from Chanos chanos (milkfish), 4307 nucleotides. RefSeq names its product neuronal PAS domain protein 2 (gene npas2). NCBI's taxonomy places the organism in Eukaryota, Metazoa, Chordata, Actinopteri, Gonorynchiformes, Chanidae. Gene Ontology annotation, cellular component: nucleus; cytoplasm; CLOCK-BMAL transcription complex. The transcript is spliced from 22 exons. The coding region runs from base 403 to 3066 and encodes 887 amino acids. Gene Ontology annotation, biological process: regulation of transcription by RNA polymerase II; circadian regulation of gene expression. The record is from RefSeq and is a predicted model, not a curated record. Gene Ontology annotation, molecular function: protein dimerization activity; RNA polymerase II cis-regulatory region sequence-specific DNA binding; DNA-binding transcription factor activity, RNA polymerase II-specific.
AUCGUGUGUCACACAGCCAGAUAUUCAGAAUUACACUGUAAUGGUAUCGACGUCUUUGUCGCUGCUUUACAUCGGGGCCUGGUUUUCCUGUGGCUGAUGCUCUCAUAAGGAGAGCAGGAGGAGUACACAUCUUGGAAAUUUUGGUGUUUCUGUACCGGCAGUUGGCAUCUGGGGCUGAAGUUUUUUCCUCCUCAGUUGAGAAGAUAAGCGCUAGCCGCUAGCUAGUGCGGUGAGAUUUGCGAGUGCAGCCCAGGAGGCUAACCACCUGUGGGUUAGCAGUAGCGGAAGCAGCAGAGCGCUGGUGACGGCUGCAAGCGAUCAGGUGAAAGCGGUUAUCAUUUCUUUGGCGGAUUCAGCGCAGCUGGCGCGAAUGGGACACGCUAGCCUUCACAGUCGGCCUGGAUGGGAGAGGGAGUGACCAUGGAGAACCUUUCCGAGUUUGGUGGCCUUUGUCCGUCCAACCGGAGGGAAUGGGACACUGGUAGCUGUGUGGACGACUUAAUGGAUGAGGAUGAGAAAGACAGAGCAAAAAGAGCGUCCCGUAAUAAAUCGGAGAAGAAGCGCAGAGACCAGUUCAAUGUGCUCAUUAAGGAACUGUGCACCAUGCUGCAGGGGCAGGGACACCCCCGUAAAAUGGACAAGUCCACCAUCCUGCAGAGGACCAUCGACUUCCUGCAGAAACAGAAAGAGAUCACAGCUCAGACUGAAUCGUGUGAGAUCCGGCAGGACUGGAAGCCCUCCUUUCUCAGUAACGAGGAAUUCACCCAGUUAAUGCUUGAGGCAUUAGAUGGUUUCCUCAUAGCACUCACGACAGAUGGGAAUAUAAUCUACGUGUCUGAUAGUGUCUCAUCUCUCAUUGGCCAUUUGCCGUCAGAUAUGGUGGACCAAAACAUCCUGAAUUUCCUUCCGGAACGAGAGCAUGGAGAGGUCUACAAACUCCUCUCUUCACACAUGCUGAUGACUGACCCCAUCACCGCAGACUUUCUUGACAAUGAGGCACACAUUGAGUUUUGCUGUCAUUUAGCCAGAGGAAACAUAGAUCCAAAGGAACCUCCCACAUACGAAUAUGUCAAGUUUGUCGGAGACUUCAGAUUUCAUAACAAUGUGCCUACGUCAUCAUGUAACGGCUACGAGUUGACCUUCCCUCGGACGCUACAGUCAUCUCUGGAGGAGCAGGUCUGUCUGGUGGCCACUGUUAGACUGGUCACCCCACAAUUCCUUAAGGACCUGUGUAAUGUUGAAGACCUGUGUGAUGAGUUUACCUCCAGACAUAGCCUUGAAUGGAAGUUCCUGUUUUUAGAUCACAGAGCCUCUCCCAUCAUUGGCUAUUUGCCUUUUGAGGUACUGGGAACCUCAGGUUACGAUUACUAUCAUGUGGACGACCUGGAGCUUAUAGCGCAGUGUCACAAACAAUUGAUGCAGUUUGGGAAGGGAAAGUCGUGUUACUACCGUUUCCUGACUAAAGGCCAACAGUGGAUCUGGCUUCAGACACACUACUACAUCACCUACCACCAGUGGAACUCCAAACCGGAGUUUAUUGUCUGCACACACACUGUCGUCAGCUAUGCAGAGGUGCGAGCCGAGAGGAGAAGAGAGUUUGGGCUGGAGGAGAGCUCCUCUGACAUGGCCACCUCUUCUAUAAAGGGUAAAGAGGUGUAUCUGGAUAUCUGUCCCCAGUUGGAUGCUCCGCGGGACAGAAUGAGUGGAGCCCACUCUGUGUCUUCACACAGCUCUCGCAAAUCACCACACACUGUGCUUUCAGACUCAGCCUCAAAUUCAUCGAACAGAUACACAGAGGCCUGUACGUCGUCACGGCAGUCUGCCUCCAUCGGAGCAGAGAAGAACUCCAGCAGACUGUCUCACAGCGGCUCAAAGACCCUGUUACAGAGGCGGAGUUCCUCUGAGCCCAACCCUGUUCCUCUGUCCCCCUCCUGCAGUCAACACUCCAUCAUGCAGCAGCAGCAGCAGCAGCAGCAGUCUGUGUACCCGUUCCAGCAGCCCCAGCUGGGAGUCAUGCAUCAGCUCAAGGAACAGUUGGAGGAACGAACACGCAUCUUACAGGCUGACAUCAAAACACAACAGCAAGAGCUCCAUGACAUUAAAGAGAAACUGCAGCUGGCCAACCUACAGAUGUUGCUCCAGCAGCCCAUGCCUGGUGAUUUUGUGGGGGGUGCUGUCCCUCCCCAGCAGCAGGGUCCUGGCCGGCCGUCACAGCAGAGCCAGGCUGGAGUGAUUAGACACCCAAAACCCCCUCUCUGUGGAGCCCACAGCACCUCAUCCCACUCACUGCUCAGAGAACAGCCCGGCAGUUCCUCUGCACAGGUGCAGCAGAGGCUAGUUCACGGUGCUCGGAUGCAGGCAGUGAGCAUGCCUAUGCAGACACACACCAGUCUGACCACGCCCUUUUACAGCAACCCAAUGAUGAUUUCACACAACAGCAGCAGGGCCACACAGGACUCCAACCAAAGACAUACACACUCAGACUAUGGCCCAGAUGGACAGCUACGAAUGCUGCUGAAUCAGCCAAUGCAAACACUCGUACCUGACAGCAGUGGAGGCUCUCAGCAGGCUCAGUGUAACACAGCCAUCCAGCAAACCAAAUACUCUCUGGAGCAGCAGAUGAUGGCCUCUUCCUUCCCGGUGCAGCAGAUGAACUGUAACGCAGUACUUGUCCCCUCCCCCGUUUUCACCUCACCAAUCAUGAUCCCUCACAACAGUUUCAUCACCCACCAGGCCCAGCCCACCUACACGCCACAUCCCCAGAGCACCCAGCAUGGCCUGCAGCUCCAACAGCCACAGCAGUUCUUUCAGAUGCAACCCCAGGGACUGCUUCACAGCGGACCCACUCAGACUUUCUUCCACACCACUAACAUCCCACAGCAAGGCACUGUGGGAUAUAUCCAGCAACAACAACAACAACAACAGCAACAACAGCAACAACAACAGCAACAACAACAACAGCAACAACAACACCAACAACACCAACAGCAGCAGCAGCAGCAGCAUCAUCAUUCCCAAGCCCAGUCAGGCAAUAUGUCAGACUUUAGGAGCAUGUUGCCGCGGUAGCGCCCAGCCCAGGGAGGAACUCAGAGGCUACUGGGCACGCCCACAGGGCCGGCCAUGCCCUGUGGAGCCAUUUAAAGGGAUGAUGCUUAGGGGCACAAGGAAAUUGGACUUGAGGCUGGGCGAGGCAUUGCUAAUGCCACGAUGUCUAAACAAAACAAAACAAAAAAAGAAAGAAAAUAAAAAGCCAAAGUCCCUCUGUUGCCAUGGCAGCACCCUGAGGGUUAACCUCACACUGAGCCGGAAGGCCCCGCCUCCUCUUAGACUGUGCGCAGAAAAGGAUGCUGGGAUAUGGGGCGUGGCUCACCCAGGGCACGAGGUCUCUAGAGCACACACCAGACCAGUGUAAUGGAGUUUUUCCUGGCAUGCCCUUGCAAUGCGGUCGUCAUGGCGAUUGUGUCACACUUCAUGACUGCCAUAUUGGGGAGAUAAUCCCCCAGAAGAUUUGGUAUUAACAAACAAAUAAACAAACCAGUGCUUUGUUAGAGAGAGAAGAAAAAAAGAUAAUAUUUCAACACAGAGAAAUGGGUUGAUAUUUUUCUAGAUGAGGUGCUGUUAGUUUUGUUCCUCACUGUAAAUGUUACAGCAAGUUUAUGUUGUCUGAUCUGUGUUCACACCCAUCUUUAACAAACAAACAAACAAAUGCCUUGACAGAGAAACAGGGACAGGCCCAGUUCCCCGGGGAUAGCCCUGAAUCAAUGAAUCUGAGUUACAGGUUCCCGGUUAGAGACAUCCAAUCAGACACAAGCCUGUGCAAUCAUCACCUCAAUCUCUUUGUGUUCACAAACUGACUAGAUUUAUGAUUCUUUACAAAUAAUUCUGCAGACAGCUUUGUUUCAGACAGCUCCAUAUAAAUCCACGCAGCAGUCUGUUUGGUGACUUAGUUUAUACAUACAGUUUAUACAGUUUAUCACUUUUUGAGUCAAGAUUUAAGAUCUCUAAAAUCAGCUGGUGGAUGUAAGAAUGCAGAACAACAAUAAUAGACAGUCGCUUGAGGCAGUUCCACUCUUUAGUCAUAUUUCAGCUCAUGCUUCAGUUCGGUUUCUGCACCCAAAUAUCUUCACCCAGUUAGUUAUGAUUUAUACUGCCACCCCUCAUUGGAGAGUGGUUAAUAAGAGGGCAAAUUAAAAGUUGUUCAUGUGAUUAAUCAUGUUGUCAGUCCUGCAGCUGGAUUCUGUCUCUGAAUUCAAACAUAGGACAGUUUAUUAUUUCUUCUGACGCUGUUUGUCAGUGUUUCAAUUUAA